This is a messenger RNA of Dendrobium catenatum, 1336 nucleotides long. Its product is annotated as DUF724 domain-containing protein 3. The transcript has 4 exons. The coding region runs from base 151 to 1041 and encodes 296 amino acids. Lineage: Eukaryota; Viridiplantae; Streptophyta; Magnoliopsida; Asparagales; Orchidaceae. The record is from RefSeq and is a predicted model, not a curated record.
CUCUUCGUUAGAUGAAGCGCGGGGCGCUUCCAGUCCGCGAAAUCCCCCCUCUUCACUUCCCGCCAACGUCAAGACGUUCGUUGCAAACCCUAACCCUAAUCUUGGGUGGACCAAGAACGGAUUGAGCCUAUCACCCAUUGCUUGCCGGCCAUGGACUUCAAGACCGGCGAUGAAGUGGAGGUGUGCUCCGACGAUGAGGGGUUCCGUGGUGCGUGGUACGAGGCCAAGAUCGUCCGCUCCAUGCCAAGGCUCAACCGCUACACUGUCGUAUACGACUCCAUCGUUGAGGAGACUGAUGCGUCCAGGAAUCUCCGGGAGACCGUCGACGCCGCAUACGUUCGACCUCGGCCGAUUUUCGCACGCGAUGGCGUAUUUGCCAUUCAACAGCCCGUCGACGCUUUCUGCAACGAUGGAUGGUGGGAAGGCGUUGUCUCUGGUUUGUUGGGUAGCGUGCGGAGAGCAAAAUAUAGCGUCAGCUUCCCCAGCACUGGCGACGUUAUGGAGUUCCUGCCUUCGGAGCUUAGGCCUCAUUUAGAUUGGGUCAAUGGGGAAUGGGUCGAUCCCCAGACGCAGGUUUCAUCUGUCCCUGGAGUAUGUUCCACAGAGGAUAUGUCUGGAAAGAUGUUUCAAAAGGGAACAUCUGUGGAGGUUAGCAGUGAUGCUGAAGGUUUUCAUGGAGCCUGGUUCCCAGCAACCGUUGUCAAGUCCGUUAGGAAUAAGUUCCUUGUGGAAUACAGAGAUUUGACAACUGAUGAUGAAACCGAGCCAUUAAAAGAAACUGUUGAUUCUCUGCACAUCAGGCCUACACCCCCCGCCAUUCUACCACCUGCAAAAUUCAAGUAUCUUGAAGAAGUUGAUGCUUAUUACAAUGAUGGAUGGUGGGUUGGAGUUAUUUCAAAAGUUAUUGAUGAUUCAAACUACAUCGUUUACUUCAGGACUUGGGGACAAGAAAUAGAAUUUAGAUAUGAAGACCUAAGACCUCAUCAUGAUUGGAUCAGUGGAAGAUGGUUUCGGGCUUCCCAGGUGCUGGAAUUGGAAUAAUGAAGUUGCUGUUACUGAAAUGAUAGAAUUGAUGAUGCUCUCUCUUCUCUCUAUAUGUCGAACUGAAUUCUGACAGCAAAUUCUGUGUAUUAACGCAGAUUUUAAGCUUCUACUGAGUUGUGGUGGUUGAAGUCUCUAUCAUUUAAGAGGUGAAGUUGAAGAUUUUUGAUGCUCAUUCAUAAUAUUUCUUUUUUUAUUUUUUCAUUUUUAUAGAUAAGGUUAGUCUUCAAAGACAUUUAAUGUAGCUGCAGAAAUAUUUAAUGUAAGUGAAAUUUGAUCAUUUUGUAGGCAUUUA